UUUACGUACACAUAAUCUGGCUGGACUCUCAUUCGCUGGACGGUUAUACUUUCAUUUGUAUACCUGUACAUUUAUUUGUGUAUGUAUAUGCAGGAUUGCAGAACUGGAAUUGUCAUCUGUGAACCAAGCAAGCCCAAAAGGAUUACUGCCCUGGGCUGCUCAACAGGGGAACUUCAUGCUGUGACAAAAGUGCUGUUAAGGUUUCCUAAUGCCCUGAAAGGCUGUGAAGUUUACAUGUCUCGGAAACCUUGCAAUUAUUGUGCAAAAUUGCUGGUUCAAGCACAAGUCUCACAUGUGUAUUACUGGCCAAAUUUUGAAAUCAAAAUGGCAAACUCAAAGCAUAAUCUCGUAAAAUAUGCUAAUGCCAUCUUUACAGAAAGCAAUGUUGUUGCGGCGGUAUAUGUACCUACAAUAGCCAACCAAAGAAAGAUGGAAAUACUUCAUUCAAAUGAAAAAGCAUCUUCUAAUGAUAAUUUAGUUCCAGUUUCAUCUGUAUUUGAUAAGAAAACUAGUGGGGAUAUUUUAAAAGAAUUCAACUUGGAACACCUGAAGGAUGACCGACUGAAAAAAUACAAAAAAAAUCUUACUACAGCAAAGAACUGUUUUAAAUCUCUUGCAAGUUGCAAAGAUGAAAAAAUAAAAAUCUUAGAAGAGAAGGAAUCCACUGUAAAGAAUAAUCCUAAGUACACCCAUGCAUUACAGCUCUGUGAUUUGUUAGCAUCCAGAAGUGGUAAGUAA
Messenger RNA from Pezoporus flaviventris, 738 nucleotides. RefSeq lists its product as uncharacterized. The record is from RefSeq and is a predicted model, not a curated record. The transcript has 2 exons. Lineage: Eukaryota; Metazoa; Chordata; Aves; Psittaciformes; Psittacidae. Gene Ontology annotation, molecular function: catalytic activity. Bases 82 to 738 code for a protein of 218 amino acids.